AUGGAGGCAAAUGGAGAAAACGACGAACUUAAAUUAGCCAUUUCCUCUUUUGAAGAAAUUUUGCAUCACCACCUUGAAUUCACUCGAUUUCUUUUGAAUCUCGUGCCUGAACUUGCGGGGGAAGUUGAUGACCUGCAAAGGACACCUCUCCACUUGGCUUCCGAAAAUGGAACAGUCGAAAUUGUUCAAGCUUUGCUGGAGAAGAACACAAGCACUUGCAUGGUUCUUGACUUGAAUGGGUUGCUUCCUCUCCACCAUGCGGUGAUUAAUGGGCGAAUUGAUAUCAUACCACUGUUGAUCAAUGCGAGGCCAAGAUCUCCUUGGAUUAAGAUUCACAAUGGUCAAUCUGUUCUUCAUUUAUGCAUAAAACACAACCAUUUGGAAGCUCUUAAAUUGUUGAUCACAAUGAUUGAAGAUCCACAAGAUUAUGGAUUCCUCAACAAAGGCGAUGAGAAUGAAAAUACCAUUUUGAAUUUUUCUAUGAUGUUAAGACGAAUUGAGAUAGUACAAUAUUUAUUGUCUAUUUCGGGAAUAAAAAUCGGAACAAACACGGCAAACAACUGUGCUACCUCAAAUGAGAAGGGAUCACCAAGUAAAAUUGAAGAACAAUGCGAUAAAAAGCCAUCGAUAUCACUAACACUCAAAAAGUUUAUAAGAAGUUUGUGGAUGAAGAACCUUGAAUACAAAGGUGAUUGGUUUCAAGAAGUGCAAGGCACAAUGAUGUUGGUGGCAACGGUGAUUGCAACAGUGGCUUUUCAAGGCGCAAUCAACCCUCCCGGCGGUGUUUGGCAAGAAGACAUUCCUUUCCACUCUAAUAGCACUAUUCAUCUUUUGUUUCAUAGUAGCAAUACUUUGAAAACAUUGAUAGCAGGAACUGCAUAUGUGUUAACUCCAAGUGUUUGUGUUGCAACGCCAAAGCGGAUAACAGGCCGAGCAAGUCUAAGGUACUGGUUUAAUGAUCCUUGUGUUGCAAGGUAUUGGUUUGAGAGGUAUAAUGAUCCUUGUGUUGCAGCAAAUGUCUUUAAUGAUCCUUGUGUUGGAAGGUAUUGGUUUGAGAGGUAUAAUGAUCCUUGUGUUGCAGCAAAUGUCUUUAAUGAUCCUUGUGUUGCAAGGUAUUGGUUUGAGAGGUAUAAUGAUCCUUGUGUUGCAGCAAAUGUCAUUGUAAAAUUGUUUUCUCUAUCAUUUUUGAAAUCUUUCUUCUCAAUCAGAGCUAGAUUUCAAUACUAG
This is a messenger RNA of Cucurbita pepo subsp. pepo (vegetable marrow), 1227 nucleotides long. The record is from RefSeq and is a predicted model, not a curated record. NCBI's taxonomy places the organism in Eukaryota, Viridiplantae, Streptophyta, Magnoliopsida, Cucurbitales, Cucurbitaceae.